GAAUCCUCCCAUCCACUGUUCAUCUCGCCCUUGUCACCCUUGUCAUCAUCAUUUCCAUUCACUCUCAUCGUUCAUAAAGACACACAUCCUUUUCUCUUUGCUUAUUCUCUCUUAACUCGCCAACUGCUCACUACUCCCUAGAACCUCGCAUUUAGAGGGAACGUUGCAUGGCACCGCUGUAUCCGGCGCCUAGCGACGAGCGCAAACCUUCGUCUGGGUCCAUUUCCACCUCGUCCUUGUCCUCCAGAUACCAUGAUCAAGGUCCCGGAUACGUUGAGUCCACCUCAACCAACAGUGACAGGAGGCCCUCAGCUGGAUCGUCUUACUAUUGCUCACCUGUGAAUACACACCAUGGACAAGGCCGUCCAUCCUCACCCUCCCUCUUCCCAGUCCAUUCUGGAGCAGCAGAAGACCAGCAACAGCAACAAAGGCCACGUCCCAGACAUAACAGUCAUAAUGGAAGGAGCCACUUCUUCCACCCAUUGGACGCUAUUGCGCAAACCCCCUUGAUGAUGCCCAACUCCUAUAACCCUGAAGGCACCGGCAAGCGCAAGAACAAUAGCAAGGACGGGAGCGACUUGAGCGGCUUCCGCUCCUUCUUCCGCUCCUCGUCGAGGCCACCCUCUCCUACACCUGCCGCCGACUCAUUCGACCCGUUCUACAACCAGCCCUCCGGGAGCCACACACGUAAAACGUCCUUUGGCAGCAACAGAAAUCCCAAUCCAAUGCAGUCAUCCAGCUCGGCAAACGUGGGGUCCUCGGGUACUCUCUACUCGUCCAAUGGUGCCUUGCACAGCAACGCCUCGUCCUCCUACAUCCAUGACACUAAUGGUUCGAACUAUGGAAGCACCAACAACCUCAGCAGCAGCGUUGGGAGCAGUAACAUGCACUCGUACCAGCAUCGACCAGCGCCUCACCCAUUCAGUCCGGAUUCUGGCAGGAGACGAUCGACAGAAUCUUACUCACGCUCGCCUUCCCCCGACCAGUUUCAGCGACAACAGCAGCAGCAACAGCAAAGUGGCUACUCUGGCAGCAAACAUCUGUUCCCAACCACACCGCCUUCACAGAUCCGGCCUAAUCAACGGACAGAGUCUUAUAAGAGCGCAACGGAGAAUCCUCACCGACGAACAAAGUCGACCGAUUUUGGUGAGAUGUAUUCGAAGCGUCCUGGAUUGCCGCAGGACUUGGCCGACCUCCAGCUCCAGCGGCACAGUCUUCCGUGUAUCCGUCAUCAGAACACGGCUCCCGCAAGUUUUCAGCCGAUGAUCCGCUACCACCGUUGUCAACGCCUUCAUCGUCAUCUCUGCACAGCUUUGCGAUGGCCUCGGAUCAGGAUGGAACUUCCAUACAGGGAUAUUCAUUUGAUCGGAGGCAUGGCAGCGAUGGUGGUGAUUCUCAAAGGCAUCUGCCCCCCUUUUCGAUUGGGAAGAAGAGUUCCAAGAAAGACGUCCCCACGGUAUAUCCUCUCCCCUGCUUGCCAAUUUUGUCCAUCCCUGUAGUAUUGCUUGGGUUAGGAUGAACUAUCUCAGUUGCUGUGGCGCCUCGCAUAGCCACUUCCAGUGCUAACCCAACACU
This is a messenger RNA of Gamsiella multidivaricata, 1575 nucleotides long. RefSeq lists its product as uncharacterized. The coding region runs from base 168 to 1499 and encodes 443 amino acids. The transcript is spliced from 3 exons. Lineage: Eukaryota; Fungi; Mortierellomycota; Mortierellomycetes; Mortierellales; Mortierellaceae. The record is from RefSeq and is a predicted model, not a curated record.